This is a messenger RNA of Rhododendron vialii, 1034 nucleotides long. Its product is annotated as ubiquitin carboxyl-terminal hydrolase 26-like. The transcript has 3 exons. The coding region runs from base 66 to 542 and encodes 158 amino acids. Gene Ontology annotation, molecular function: cysteine-type deubiquitinase activity. The record is from RefSeq and is a predicted model, not a curated record. Lineage: Eukaryota; Viridiplantae; Streptophyta; Magnoliopsida; Ericales; Ericaceae.
AAGGGGGCCCAAAAUUGGCCAAGGAUGAUUACUGUGUUUAUUGUCUUCUCGAAGUGGCACGCAACAUGGUCAGUGCUGAUAGCUAUAGGGAUAGAAGAACAUCGAUGAAAGAACUAGCAGAGGCAUCACUUGCAGGGAAGUGUCUAGAUGGACCGUUGUACUGUGUCUCAAGAACUUGGUUGCAACAAUGGAUACGAAGAAAAAGCAUGGAGUCUCCAUGCGAAGCUGAUACAGGACCAACAGCUUUAAUUAUGUGUCCUCAUGGGGAACUUAUGCCUGAGCAAGCUACUGGUGCUAAGCGGGUGCUUGUUCCUGAAAAUCUAUGGCUUUUUUUCUAUGACACUGCCAGUAAAGUAAAGCCUGAUGAUCCCUUGGGUCGUUCAACUUUUCCUUCAGACUCUGCACCAUGUGCCCAAUGCUGUGUGGAACUCUCAGAAUUGGCGUGUGAGAAGGACUCUCAGAGGGAGUUCAAGGUGAAUCAAUGCCAGAGCCAUGAGAGAUUAGCUUUAGGGAAAAGUAUUGCACUUUCUCCCCUUCAAUGAUAUUACUUGUUGCCCUCUUCAUGGCUCUCUAAAUGGAAAAGCUACAUCACUGCAAGUGGCAAAAGUGCUGCUUCUACUGCAGAACCUGAAACUUUGAGAAAUGUCAUUGAUUUACUGAAAUGUGAGAAGGUAAGAUGCAACCUGGUCAGGUGUGGUUCUAUCUUAUCAUAGUGCCACUAAUCAUCAUAUAAUCAAGCCAGUGACACCAAGACGAGACUUUUUUCAUAUUUUGUACAUACUUGUUUUUCUUUUAAGGGUAAUGUUACUUAUCCUAAGUCGAGUGUUUCCUGUACAAAGUUCACUGAGGCCACUUCCAACCAUUAGUCUGAACAUAUGCCAGCAAUAUGGGAACACCCAAGGAACUCCAAACAAGGUAAAGAAGGAAUGAUGCCUCUUACAUCACCAAUUGAAGGCAUUUUGCUGUUAAUCAGAUGAUAUGAAGGUUAACGUGUGAGAAUUCACUCCCAAUAAGCAGAGGAUAGUGUAUGACAG